AUGGAUUAUAAGAAGGCACAGAAGUUUGAAGGGGGAUUACGGGGUGCUAUCUUGGACCGAGUCAAUAUGCUAAAGUUACCCACUUAUGUUGAUGUGUUGGAGAGGGUUGUCAUAGAGGAAGGAAAUAUUGCCACUCAGAACCGGAUUUUCGAAUGGAAAGGAAAGAGGCAGAAUACUCAAUGGCCAAAGGGGUCAAUUAUUCCACCAAAUAAGAAACAAAAUUCAUGGACUUCAAAUACUUCUACCCGUAGUCAGGAUUCAAUCCCUGUUUGUUCAGAAUGUGGAAUGAAGCAUCGUGGAACGUGCUAUCGAAAGUCGGGAGCCUGUUUUCAAUGUGGAAAAACGGGUCAUUUGAUAUGGGAUUGCCAUCAGAGGAGGCAACAACAAAAUGGCAAUAGGGCUGCUACUAGUUCAGCGAGGUCUACACCGACUCCUAACACUAAGACAGCUACUAAACCUACUAACAAUAAAGACACUGCGAGGCAGGGCAGGGUGUUCGCAUUGGUUUCGGGAGAUGUGCAAAAUGCAGCAACAACGGUGUCAGGUACGUUUAUUGUUCACGGUCAUUCUGCUCAUGUAUUGUUUGAUUCUAGCUCCACCCACUCUUUUGUGUCGAAACUAUUUGCUCCUAAUUUAGAUGAAACUAAAGAAAAAUUGUCUUAUAUGUUGUAUGUGUCUUCACCUUUGGGAGAAUCUAUGAUCUGUGCUACAAUAUACCUAGCUUGUGAACUCCAACUUGGGGAUAGUCAGGUGUAUGCUAAUCUGUUACCCCUCGACAUGACGUAUUUUGAUAUUGUUCUGGGAAUGGACUGGCUGAAUGAAUAUGGAGCAAUUAUACACUGUUUGACUAAGCAAAUUAGUUUCCACCCUCUGGGUCAAUCAAAAUCUACUUUUCAGGGACAAGAAGUGACUUCUCCACCUUAUUUGAUUUCUACAGCAAAGGCUUUUGUUCGUGAAUUUCCGGAUGUCUUUCCAGAAGAAUUACCAGGGCAAUUACUAGACCGUGAAAUUGAGUUUAUAAUUAAAGUGGUGCCGGGAACUCAACCUAUUUCUAAGACUCUGUAUAGAGUGUCGCCAGUUAAGAUGAAGGAAUUGACGGUUCAGUUGUAG
Messenger RNA from Camellia sinensis, 1110 nucleotides. NCBI's taxonomy places the organism in Eukaryota, Viridiplantae, Streptophyta, Magnoliopsida, Ericales, Theaceae. The record is from RefSeq and is a predicted model, not a curated record.